Molecule: messenger RNA, 2327 nt
Organism: Cryptomeria japonica (Japanese cedar)
Lineage: Eukaryota; Viridiplantae; Streptophyta; Pinopsida; Cupressales; Cupressaceae
Product: mitochondrial-processing peptidase subunit alpha
Exons: 13
Coding region: 202-1752 (516 amino acids)
Cellular component (GO): mitochondrion
Molecular function (GO): metal ion binding
Source: RefSeq, a predicted model, not a curated record
UCAUUUUAUAAAUAAAAAGAUAAACAAUAGAGUAAUGGGGUUUACGAAAAAACAUGGUGGGGAAAAUACACUGCUGGACUCGAGCACGCUUGGUUAGGAUGUGCAGGUGAUUGUUAGCCUUGACUGUGUGGGAGGAAAAAACCAGGUGUAGGGUUUGCAGUCAUACAACAUAUACACAGUCCCAUUGCACAAACAACAGUCAUGCUGAAAACCGACGCCUUCUUUUUACGCAAUCUACAGGCCCGGAAAUAUGGAAGAAGGGCUGUUGCUACAAGUAUCAUAAAUUUUACAGAUAAAGAGACUGCAAAGGGCUCUUAUGGUGGAACUAGAUUACUGUCCUGGCUUGCAGGAAACAAAUCAAGUAGCCUGCCUCCCCUAGAUUUUCCUUUGCCAGGUGUAAAACUCCCACCUUCACUUCCAGAUUAUAUUGAGCCAAUAAAGACAAAUAUUACAACUCUCCCAAAUGGUCUGAAGGUUGCAUCAGAAAGCUCAUUGAGUCCCACAGCAUCAAUUGGACUGUAUGUUGAUUGUGGUUCUGUAUAUGAGACACCCUUGUCAAGUGGGGCAACUCACCUCCUGAAACAAAUGGCCUUUAAAACCACAAGAAACCGCAGUCAUUUGCGAUUGGUUCGUGAAGUGGAGGCAAUUGGAGGAAGUGUUACAGCAUCUGCAACCCGAGAACAGAUGGGUUAUACUUUCGAUGCACUUAAAUCAUAUGUCCCAGAGAUGGUUGAAUUGCUGAUUGAUAGUGUGAGAAAUCCUGUUUUUCUUGACUGGGAGGAUAAUGAGCAGCAGCUAGCAAGAGUGAAAUCAGAGAUUGCAAAAAAUUCAAAUAAUCGACAAAGUUUGCUUCUGGAGGCCCUUCAUUCUGCUGGCUAUUCUGGUGCAUUACAAAAUCCUCUCUUGGCACCCAAAUCUGCCAUUAUAAGAUUAAAUGGUACAAUUUUAGAGGAGUUUGUUGCUGAGAAUUAUACUGCUCCACGCAUGGUUUUGGCAGCCUCUGGAGUUGAUCACGAACGACUGCUCUCUGUAGCUGAGCCUCUAUUAGCUGACUUACCUAAUGUUCCUUGUUCUAAGGUGCCAAAAUCUGAGUAUGUUGGUGGUGAUUUUAGGUGCCAAGCAUAUUAUCGGUCGACACAUGUGGUUCUAGCAUUCGAGGUACCUGGGGGUUUGCACAAUGAAAAGGAUGCUAUUGCAUUAACAGUUUUGCAGACACUAAUGGGGGGUGGUGCCUCUUUCUCACUUGGUGGGCCUGGCAAAGGGAUGCAUUCUCGAUUAUAUUGUCGAGUUCUGAAACAGUACCGAAAAGUACGAUCAUUUUGUGCUUUCAAGAGCAUGUACAAUGAUAGUGGUCUUUUUGGCAUCUAUGCAACUACGGGUUCAGACUUUGUAUCGCAAGCUGUAGAGUUGGCAACAGGAGAGCUCCUAGCCAUUGCAGUUCCUGGACAAGUGACCAAUGUGGAGCUAAAUCGUGCCAAGAACUCUACUAAAUCAGCAGUUUUGAUGAAGUUGGAGUCAAGGAUGGUUGUGACAGAGGAUAUUGGGAGACAAAUCUUGACCUAUGGGCAAAGGAAACCAGUUGAGCAUUUACUGAAUGUUCUUACUGAAAUUACUUUGGAUGACAUUACUUCUAUUGCCCAAAAAGUCAUUUCUACACCGCUUACUAUGGUAGCAAUGGGGGAUGUUGUGAAUGUCCCAAGCUAUGAUUGUGUCAGCUUUUUAUUUCGUGCAUCUCAACUUUUUGAUUCUUGAAGUUCAAGCCUUGAUGUUCAGGAUACUCGGAUUAUGAAUUGUUGGGUAUAGCAUAGGAGUUCUCUUUAGAGAAUGGUUUUGUUGCUGUAUACCACCUAUAUAUCAUUAUUUGUAUGCUCUUUAGUUCAUUCUAUGUAGCAACCUUGUUGAUCCUAAUUUUUUGGUUGCUAAAAUUCGAGCCUUCAUGUUCAGAAGACUUGGAGGAUGAAUUUUUAGAUGAUCUGAAUUUUCUAUAAUUCAUUUCCAUUUCUGUAAGGAUUUGCCAAGGAAUCUUGUGCAAAAUGGAACAACACAAAUGCAAAUAACAGAAGGUAUCUGAAUAUUUGUAUGUUUGGUCUAAUUUUUGGUCGUGUUGUUCUGGUGACUGAAAUAUUCUUUGCUAUUUUUUUUAAUCAACUGCUUUUCCAUUAUAUGACAACUGUUUAUGUUUUCUUAAUUGAAAAUUUUAAACUGUUACCAUACCACACGUGCUACAAUUCAGUGGAUCCUGAUCUCGUUCCAAUUUUUCUGGGCUGUCUCAGAGAUUAGAUAUUGGUUCGUGCAGUUCAGACAUUGAAUAAAUAUUUUAUUUUGUU